AUGGCGUCUCACCAGCAGACCAGGAUCCAAGCCUACCUGGAGAAGAAUAAGAUCGGGCCCCUCUUCGAGGAGUUGAUGACCAAGCUGAUAACAGAGACACCUGACCAGCCAAUCCCAUUUCUAAUUGAUCAUCUUCAGUCCAAACAGGGAAACCGCAGUCAACUUCAGAGAACAUUGUCUGGAUCUGCUGCCCUCUGGGCAGAGAGUGAAACAUCAGUAAAUAAAGGAACAAGGAGAGAUUUCAGAAGUUAUGAUAAACCUUGGCAGGUAAAUGCAAAGAAGCCUAAAAAAUCAAAAAGUGACCUUGCUGUGUCCAACAUUUCUCCACCUUCGCCGGAAUCCAAGUCAUUGCCAAGGUCAAUAGAGCAUCCUAACUGGGAUUGGAGGACAAAACCGGAGAGCCAUGAUUUUGAUGAACUAAAUCAUAUUCUUCAAGAGAGCAAAAAACUUGGAAAAGCCCUUGAGAAUCUGUCUCGCAGCAUUGCUGUUUCUGAUGAGCUUGAUAAGGACACAACAGGUUUUAACACCCCACUUCUCAGACCUCGUGUGAUUGGAGAGUGGGUUGGUCGUGAAGAGAAUGAUGCAGAUCCACUGGCUGCUGAGAUGUUGCAACCACCGAUACCAAGAAGUAAAAAUGAACAGUGGGACAGUGAAGAUAGCAGCAGUCCUGGAGGAAGCUUAAAAAUGGAGCCAAAGACCAAAGGACUAAAACAGCAACAGCAGCAACAUAAGAAACUGCUGGCUGCCAUGCUUUCUCAGGACUCCUUUGAUUCUGCCCAAAGCACAGCUCCAUCUGUAACCGAAGAAGAUAUUGACAAUGAAGAUGAUGCAAUGGAACUGUUGGAGGAUCUUGAUGACCUAAGAAUGGAAGGAGUAACAAGUGUGAUGUCUUCUGGGAGCAAAUUCAAUCAAACUCGAAGCGCUCAUCCUGCUGAGCCUCAAGCAAAGGUCACACUGAAUAUCUGUGCAAGAUGUGCCAGAUUACAAGGAGAUAACUUGGCUGAAAGACCAGAAGACAUCUCAGUGGUAUCUGAAACUCCUGAACAGGCAAUGUCAGACUCUGAUGCUGGAGUAUCUGGAGUUGAAACACUAAUGGAAGAUAUUGAUGAAUUUGAGAGCACCUCUCAAGUAGCAGGAUCUUCUCAGCCAGUUUGGACCCUGGAUGCUAUGAGUGUAAGAACUGGAGGAUCUCUAAGACAGAAACUCUUAAAGGACUCCUUAGCAGCAAAAGAACUUCAGACCAUGGAAAAACACCUAGCUGAUAUUGAAAAGGACCUAGCGCUAUGGGAAGAAGCAAGACUGUCAAGAAGCCCUAGUAUCCAACAUCCUAGUUUAGUUACAUCUGACCAUCAAGGCAAUUUUCAAGCUACACAAGGCCAAAAUCCAAGGCCUCAAGUGCCAGCUCAAAUGGGGAAAAACAUUCAGCUCCAAGGAAACAAGUCACCACCACUACCCGCGAACAGCAGAACACAGGUCUCCAGUAUUGCAAACAGUAGGCCUCCAACACCCACUACACAAACCAAUAGGCCUCCGACACCGUCAGCUCCGGGAAGCAGACCUGUGACCCCGAAUAGCUUGCUGUCACGACCUCUUACCCCUAUCAACCAGGGAAAUAAGGAAGGCAUCAUCAGUAUGCAAAGAAGCAGAUCUCUGACAUCUAAGAUCCAAUUGGGGAGGACCCUCAGCGCUGCUUCAGGGCUGUCUGUGCAAAUGAGUGGAGACAUUGUUGGAACUGUCACUGCUCAGAGAAGCAGUUUAUCAGAAGAUGAAUUCUUACAACAGCUUCAGCUUCCUCAUCAACCUUGGAUAUUGCCGAGUGACACAGAAAGUGAAGGAGUGGAAGCUGACCAAGACAAAUGUAAGUAUGCUUGUUAG
Molecule: messenger RNA, 1875 nt
Organism: Rhea pennata
Lineage: Eukaryota; Metazoa; Chordata; Aves; Rheiformes; Rheidae
Gene: C2H8orf34
Product: chromosome 2 C8orf34 homolog
Exons: 13
Coding region: 1-1875 (624 amino acids)
Source: RefSeq, a predicted model, not a curated record